Messenger RNA from Necator americanus (New World hookworm), 369 nucleotides. RefSeq lists its product as uncharacterized. Bases 1 to 369 code for a protein of 122 amino acids. The record is from RefSeq and is a predicted model, not a curated record. NCBI's taxonomy places the organism in Eukaryota, Metazoa, Nematoda, Chromadorea, Rhabditida, Ancylostomatidae. The transcript has 2 exons.
AUGCAUUCAAUUACAUGUUUCGAAGUUCUUGUCGGAGUCCUGAUUCUCAAUAAACGUCUUACUUCAGUUAUUUUUGGGUAUGGAAUUAGCGCAGAAAUGCUAAAAUCUCUUUCUCCUUCUCGGAUUCCUGAAAUGGAGAAGAGCAUCUGUUCAACAUGGAUUGAAGGCAUACCCGCGCCGUGGAGACACGCUGUCGUAAUUCCUUCCCACGAGAAGUUAUCGGGAUCACAACUACUCAGGAAUAUCACUACUGCGAGCAAUGCACAAGGUUUUGGAGCGGAUCAUCCUGGACAGUACACCAUCCUGGAUAUCAAAUAUCCCGAAGAAACUACCCGCGAUGAAUUUCGCCAAGGUCGACCGACUGACUAG